Messenger RNA from Ipomoea nil (Japanese morning glory), 2037 nucleotides. Its product is annotated as zinc finger MYM-type protein 1-like. The transcript is spliced from 3 exons. The record is from RefSeq and is a predicted model, not a curated record. The annotation marks the transcript as partial. Lineage: Eukaryota; Viridiplantae; Streptophyta; Magnoliopsida; Solanales; Convolvulaceae. Gene Ontology annotation, molecular function: protein dimerization activity.
UAUGAUCCAAGAAAUUGGGAUGCCCUUGAUUCUAAAUUAAUAGAUAUUAUUGUGAAAGAUGGUCCUAAAAGAGAUUUAUUAAUAAACAAAGGUCCUAAAGAUAAAUUCUCUAGAAGAUUUUCAUCAGCAUUUUACACAAGAUAUUUGUCAAAUGGAGAGAAGUUUGGUGUUAGACUUAAAGAGCAUGAAACAAGUGUAGAUCAUAUAACUAAUAUGACAACUUGGAUGGAGUUGGGUCUUAGAUUACAAAAAAAUGAGACAAUUGAUAAAGUGGCUCAAGAACAACUUUUGAAAGAAAAAGAAUAUUGGAGGAAAGUACUAUUUAGGAUUAUUGCAGCUGUGAAGUACCUUGCUAAAAAUAACUUGGCAUUUCGUGGAACAAGUGAGAAGUUGUAUGAGAAUAACAAUGGGAAUUUUUUGGGUCUAAUUGAAAUGUUGGCUGAGUUUGAUCCUAUCAUUCAAGAGCAUGUUUUACGUGCUAUAAAUCGUGAUAUUCAUCAUCAUUAUCUUGGUCAUAAGAUUCAAAACGAAUUGAUACUUAUGCUUGCCACUGCAGUUAAAACAAAAGUCAUCAAAAAAAUCAAAGAAGCAAAAUAUUUUUCAGUGAUAUUAGAUUGUACUCCUGAUGUCAGUCACCAAGAACAAAUGUCUUUGAUUAUAAGAUGUGUGGAUAUAUCAACAUAUCCAAUUAAAAUAGAAGAGUUCUUCUUGGAAUUCUUGGUUGUGAAUGACACUACUGGCCAAGGUCUUUUUGAAGUAUUACAAAAUGUGUUGAUAUCACUUGAUCUUGAUAUAGAUAAUGUAAGGGGACAAGGUUAUGACAAUGGGUCAAAUAUGAGAGGGAGACAUCAAGGUGUACAAAAAAGACUCUUGGAUAUAAAUCGUAGAGCAUUUUAUACUCCUUGUGGUAGUCAUAGUCUUAACUUGACUUUGUGUGACGUUGCAAAUAGUUGUGGCAAAGCAAGGGAUUUCUUUGGAGUAGUGCAACGUAUUUACACAAUAUUUGCUAAUUCCACAAAGAGGUGGCAUAUCUUGAAAAGUAAUGUAACAAAUCUAACUCCUAAGCCAUUGUCAUCUACUCGAUGGGAAAGUCGUGUAGAAAGUGUUAAAGCAAUUAGAUAUCAAGUCAGUGAUAUUCGAGAAGCCCUACUUCAAGUGGCAGAUACAGACGGUGAUUCUAAAAUUCAAAGUGAGGCAAAAUCUUUAGCUACAAAUGAGCUUAGUAACUUUGAAUUUUUGCUAGUCACAAUCAUUUGGUUCGAAAUCUUAUCUAUGGUCAAUAUAGUUAGCAAGCAAUUACAAACAAAAGAUAUGCUUCUUGAUAAUUAUAGAGAAAAUGGUUUUUCUACUGCCAUGGAUAUUGCAAAGGAAAUUGUCACUGAAUUAGAAAUUGAGCCAGUGUUUCCUCAAAAGCGAAAAAUUCGUAGAAAAAGACAAUUUGAUGAGAGUGCUGAUGAUACUUCAUUAUCACCAGAAAAAUCUUUUAGGGUUCAUUAUUUUUUAUACAUUGUAGAUCAAGCUAUUAUUUCAUUGACUCAAAGGUUUGAGCAAUAUGAAGUAUAUGAAGGAACUUUUGGUUUUUUGUUUAGUUCUCACAAGUUACAAUUGAUGGCUGAUAUGGAUUUGAAGUCUUGUUGCAUUUGUUUAGAAGCAGCUCUUAAAAGAGAUGAGCAGUGUGGUGAUAUUGACGGAAAUGAAUUGUAUAUUGAGCUAAAAUUACUUAGAGAGAUUUUAUCGAAAGAAAAUAUAGGAGCAGUGAGUAUAUUGAAUUCAUUGAAACAGAUGGGUUGUUUUCCAAAUGCUACUAUUGCAUAUCGAAUAUUAUUGACUAUCCCAAUUACUGUUGCCUCUGCAGAGAGGAGUUUUUCAAAGUUGAAAUUGUUGAAAUCUUACUUACGAUCAAGUAUGUUGCAAGAGAGACUCAAUGGAUUAGCUUUAAUCUCUAUUGAAAAUGAGAUUUUGGAAGAAAUUGAUAUCAAAAGUUUAGUAGAUGAUUUUGCGUCUAAGUGUGCACGGCGCAUUUCACUUUUUAAUUAA